Molecule: messenger RNA, 6168 nt
Organism: Salmo salar (Atlantic salmon)
Lineage: Eukaryota; Metazoa; Chordata; Actinopteri; Salmoniformes; Salmonidae
Product: tumor protein D52
Biological process (GO): B cell differentiation
Cellular component (GO): cytoplasm
Source: RefSeq, a predicted model, not a curated record
CGUUGUGUUCGUAACAUAUUUAUGUUUUGGCAACAGACGAAUCUAUUGAAAUAAAAAUGUUUCAUCUAUGAGAAAAUUAGCAAAAUGUCUGCCCAGUUUCACCUAGUUCCGUCCUCUCCCACUACCAUAUGUGGUGGUGAGAAAGCAACGUUUAUUAAUUAACGGAUGCUUCAACUUUAUAGCCCCCAGUAGCGUGUCUGGGUUACCCCAUCGGGGUUCGUUAUCAUUUUGGUUUAAUUGCAGAAAUCAGUUAAAGAGGGUUUUGAACCCGGUGUAAAUCACAGACGCCUCACAACACGUCCAACGCCUUUACUCGGGCGGAGCUCCAACGGUGCUGUCCAGGUGCUGUGAGACCAGACUCUAUCCCAGAGUUAGGGGAGGAUGCAAUGACGUCAGUGACCGUGUCCCCUUCCAUUCCCACCCUGACAGAGGAGGAGCAGGAGGAGCUACGAGGGGAGCUGCUCAGGGUGGAGGAUGAGAUCUUGACUCUGUCUCAGGUGCUGGCAACUAAGGAGAACCAGUUGGCAGACAUCAAGAGGAAGCUGGGCAUCACUCCUCUCAACGAGCUCAAACAGAACCUCAGCAAGAGCUGGCAAGAGGUCACCACCUCUACAGCCUAUAAGAAGACGUCAGAGGGCCUGUCCGUGGCCAGUCAGAAGACCACAGCUGCCUUGAACAUAAUGGGCUCAGCCAUCAGCAGGAAGUUUGAGGACGUCAGAUUGCAGUCUAUUUCCAGUUCCUUUGGCAUACGCUCCCUACAGCAUUCUGCUAGUAUGCCUGUAAUGAGGAACACACCCACCUUCAAGUCGUUUGAGGAGAAAGUAGAGAAUUUAAAGGUCAAGAUGAGUCCAACGGUGUCUCAGGGUGACUUUGGCGACGUGUUGACCUCUACAGCAACCUCUGACCCGUCUGUUGUCGUGGAGAAACAGCCAGAGGCCACGCCCAUCGCCAUCCAGGAAGAACAUCCCCAGUGAGACCAGCCUGACCUUUCACCCCUGACCCCCAGCCAGAUUGACAUCUGCUGGAACUAUACCCGCUUUACCCUUCUGUUUCCCCCCUCUCUCUCGCUCUCACCUCCUCUCUCCUCUUCCCUUCUGUCUCCCUUCUCUCUCUCACUUCCUCCCUUCUGUUUCCCCUCUCUCCCUCGCUCUCACCUCCUCUCUUCCCUUCUGUCUCCCCUCUCUCUCUCACCUCCUCCCUUCUUCACCUCCUCUCGCUACAAACCCCCACAGCACAACGCAACAGAUCCAGCAACCAAAGAAUACAAAUAAAAUGCUGAAAAUAUUGUUGUGAAAUCGUAACACUUAAGUUUGUAUGACUGUGUGUUUUGUAUUAGAAUGGCUGUGGUUUAGGAACCUGCACAUGUAGAAGACAAUAUAUGUCACACAAAGGAUAGAAUGUGACAUAGCGAGGGAGGAUUUAUUCUGUUUAUUAAUAGCACAGAGCCCUUAUAUUUGCAUGUCUUUUGAGUUGGAACAGGUAUUUUGGAGUGUAUUUUGGAGUGUACCAUUUUAUUCUGAAUCACUGUACUACUUUAAGAUUUGAUUUCUAGAGAACGCGUGGUCCUCUAACACAUGAAGUGAUGGUCUCCGUCUCGUACCAUUUCUUUGGUUAAAGACAUUUGUUACUCUCACCGAUAUCUUCAAACCGUGUCCAUCUCUGUCUGAAUAGCACUAGUAAUGUGGUGUAGAGCACAGCUGAGCAGAGUUAAUCCCAGAUCAGUGUUGCUCACACUCCUCUCAAACCUUAAUCAUAGGGGGGUGGUCUAAAUCUGACCUCCAAGCAGUUCAUAGUGCUCAACUCUGCCAUUCGAGAGGGUGGGCCAAUGCAUUCAGAUCUGUGUGAAAUGGUGGUCACAGCAGUAGAUGCAUGGUGUAGUUAUUAUGGUGUCAGCUGGCCUUACCUCUCCGUUCAGUCCAAUCUAUAUCACUCACUGCCUCACGCAUGGUGGGGCCAAAGUCAAUAUUGGACCACUUGUCUCAUUGGUUUCUGUGAGGGACUUGGCUAUUUUCUCUCUGCUUGGAAUGCUGAAACAGGAUAGUCACUGGAUGCUGUGUACUUCUCUACUGUUGAAUGAUAUUUAAAAAAAAAUUAUACUCUCAAAGUAUAUCCAUAUAAAGUGUGAUAAUACAUUUUUUACAUUAUGUGAGGGGAUGGCUUCUGAUUUAAACAAAUCUGUAACCAAUUUUUUUUUAUUACAAACCACAUUGGUGAUGAUACAUACAGCCUUGGACACUAGUGAAUAUUUGGUGUAAAUACAUGCCUGAUGCAAGUCCUUCCCUACUGGAAGACGACUGGCCACAUCAUGGCAUGGAUUUAUUGAGGAAGUGAAAACUUUUGUGAGAAAAGCCUUGGUUCCACCAUUAAGAAUGAAUUAUGGCUAAUAAAAUCUCUUGUCCUCAUUUAACCCAACUGCUAGGGUAGUAGGCCAGACUGUAGGGCAGUAGACAGGCUGUAGGGCAGUAGUCCAGACUGUAGGGCAGUAGGACAGGCUGUAGGGCAGUAGGACAGGCUGUAGGACAGUAGGACAUGCUGUAGGGUAGUAGGCCAGACUGUAGGGCAGUAGGACAGGCUGUAGGGCAGUAGGACAGGCUGUAGGGCAGUAGGACAGGCUGUAGGGCAGUAGGACAGGCUGUGGGGUAGUAGGACAGGCUGUGGGGUAGUAGGACAGACUGUGGGGCAGUAGGACAGACUGUAGGGCAGUAGGACAGGCUGUAGGACAGGCUGUGGGGUAGUAGGACAGACUGUAGGACAGGCUGUAGGGCAGUAGGACAGACUGUAGGACAGGCUGUAGGGCAGUAGGACAGGCUGUGGGGUAGUAGGACAGACUGUAGGACAUGCUGUAGGGCAGUAGGCCAGACUGUAGGGCAGUAGGACAGGCUGUAGGACAGGCUGUAGGGCAGUAGGACAGGCUGUAGGGCAGUAGGCCAGGUUGUAGGGCAGUAGGACAGGCUAUAGCGUAGAAGGACAUGCAGUAGGACAGGUUGUAGGACAGUAAGGUAGUAGGAAGGCUGUAGGACAGGCUGUCUGGCAGUAGGGCGAAGGCUGUGGGACAAUAGGGCAGUAGGACAGGCUGUAGGACAGUAGGACAGGCUGUAGGGCAGUAGGCCAGGUUGUAGGGCAGUAGGACAGGCUAUAGCGUAGAAGGACAUGCAGUAGGACAGGUUGUAGGGCAGUAAGGUAGUAGGAUAGGCUGUAGGACAGGCUGUCUGGCAGUAGGGCAGUAAGGCUGUGGGACAAUAGGGCAGUAGGACAGGCUGUCUGGCAGUAGGGCAGUAAGGCUGUGGGACAAUAGGGCAGUAGGACAGGCUGUCUGGCAGUAAGGCUGUGGGACAAUAGGGCAGUAGGACAGGCUGUCUGGCAGUAGGGCAGUAAGGCUGUGGGACAAUAGGGCAGUAGGACAGGAAAGUAAGGCGGUUGGACGGUAAGUCAGUAAGGGGGUAGGAGAGUAGUAAAGCAGUAGGAUAUUAGGGCAGUAGUAAAGUAGUAGAGCAGUAAGGCAGUAGUAAAGCUGUAGGGUUGUAUGGCAGUAGGACAAUAAGGCAGUACGACAGUACAUGCUGUUCACUUGUGUGUUUAAUCAUAACUUUUUUCACAGAUAUAUCUCUCAGGAAAGGGGGUUUCCCACCUCGUUGUGGCCACAAAUAGUUUCUGUCAGAUGAUCUGUAUGAUAAAAAAGUAUUUGGUAGAGCCUGCCAGAUAGGCCUUCAACAGCCCCCUGAUAGAGACUGCCAGAUAGGCCUUCAACAGCCCCCUGGUAGAGACUGCCAGAUAGGCCUUCAACAGCCCCCUGGUAGAGACUGCCAGAUAGGCCUUCAACAGCCCCCUGGUAGAGACUGCCAGAUAGGCCUUCAACAGACCCCUGAUAGAGACUGCCAGAUAGGCCUUCAACAGCCCCCUGGUAGAGACUGCCAGAUAGGACUUCAACAGCCCCCUGGUAGAGACUGCCAGAUAGGACUUCAACAGCCCCCUGGUAGAGACUGCCAGAUAGGCCUUCAACAGCCCCCUGGUAGAGACUGCCAGAUAGGCCUUCAACAGCCCCCUGGUAGAGACUGCCAGAUAGGCCUUCAACAGCCCCCUGAUAGAGACUGCCAGAUAGGCCUUCAACAGCCCCCUGGUAGAGACUGCCAGAUAGGCCUUCAACAGACCCCUGAUAGAGACUGCCAGAUAGGACUUCAACAGCCCCCUGGUAGAGACUGCCAGAUAGGCCUUCAACAGACCCCUGGUAGAGACUGCCAGAUAGGCCUUCAACAGCCCCCUGGUAGAGACUGCCAGAUAGGACUUCAACAGCCCCCUGAGAGACUGCCAGAUAGGCCUUCAACAGCCCCCUGAUAGAGACUGCCAGAUAGGCCUUCAACAGCCCCCUGAUAGAGACUGCCAGAUAGGCCUUCAACAGCCCCCUGGUAGAGACUGCCAGAUAGGCCUUCAACAGCCCCCUGGUAGAGAUUGCCAGAUAGGCCUUCAACAGCCCCCUGAUAGAGACUGCCAGAUAGGACUUCAACAGCCCCCUGGUAGAGACUGCCAGAUAGGCCUUCAACAGCCCCCUGAUAGAGACUGCCAGAUAGGCCUUCAACAGCCCCCUGAUCUGGUCUGUAACUGGAAUGCUGACGUCCCUUAUUUUCUCAUUAGGAAGGUUGUGAGAGAUGCUGAAGGAGACACACAAAGACAGGGCAAUGUUCAACUAAACUCUUGUAAAGAGAACACACAUUGGGGAUUUUUUUGUUGUAAAUGUUGUUUCUCCCUUUUAGGAGGCAUGAGAGGAGAAUUCAUUUCUCAUCCAUUUUUUUUCUUCUUCACCUUUUAUCUGUACCAAAGCAUGAUCACGAGGAAUCCUUAGAUCCACUCUGGUGUCACACUGUCAGAGACAAUAGUAAUGCCACUGUUUCAUAAAGGAUAUUUGGAGGGCAGGACAGGCUUCAGGAGGUGGAUAAGAAGCUCAGACGUUGUCAGGAGGACAUGUGUGCCAAUGGCCACAUAGAUAUACAGUACUAUAGAUAUAUGAAUAAUAGAUAUCUCCUUUCCUUGGUUCAUUUUGAAACAUACAUUUUUUUUUGUAAUGUCUGUAGAAGUUUAAAGAUGCCUAUGAUACUGAGGACUAACAUGACUAAUAGUGAAUAGAGCAGGGUAACACCUGCCAGUAUAGUUCAGAAGUUGUAGAUGAUACAGUACAUUCAAUAUUUUUUGGAGCGGCUGUUGUUUCAUUUUGGAGCUACACUCUUUGUCUGGGGUUACUGAACCUGCAUGGGAUUCUAGAACCUUCUAGAACCAACUUGAUUCGUGGGAGUUCUGUUCUGAAACUUCAGAGUCUACACUGGGCACUUGACACCACUCAGUGUGUUGCUAAAUGUGGCAAAUCUUAAAUAUGGCUGCCUUGAGGAAUGUGGGACAUUACCAUUAACAAAGCAGCCUGCCCUUGAUUUGAGUCUUAAUGGUUAAUUGGAUUUGUGAUAACAUUUCAGUCUGGCCUGGUUAUAUUUAGGAAAGCAUUUACACUGUUAAUCUAUGAGAACGUUUGAACUGCUUUUGUUUUGUAAAGUGCCAUAUUUACUGAAUUUAUUACAUGUGUUGACUGUAGAGCUGGAUACAAGGUUGACUCAGCAAAAUGACAUUUCCAGCAGCAGCACCACAGAUAUUAAUCUGAGUGAGAUGCAACACCUCUCUCACACAGUCACGCUGUAUCUGUGCAUGUGCACGGGUUGGCUUCACGCUGUUACAGCAUGGUAGGUACGGGAUCACAACAGAGGGGGAAGUUGAUCCUCGCGGCUUCAACACUUUUUUAGUUGUUGAGGAAAUUGACCCACAAUGCCAUUUACUUUCUGCGCUCUACUAGUCAACCUAUACAUUUUCACGCCUAUAUUUUAUCAUUCAAGCUCAGGUGCUUCUGAAUGCAUUGUGUAUGUUUGCAGAACACGGUCAAUAUUAUGGGUUGAGUGAGGGUCACUUAGAUGAAUGUGUAUAUGAUGAGUCAUGAACGUGUAUCUUCAUGGUGGCUUUUUACAGAGCGUGAGUUGAAUAAUUGUGCACUUCACUUGUUUUGGGUUAGCUAUAGUAAUAAAACGGCCACACUUCACUCUAGUGGGUUGACGAUGAUGGUGAUGCUUUGUCUGCACAAAUUGCUUAUCUACUUUAUUUGUAUGUCUGCUGCCAAAUAAAACAUAACAAAUGACA